This is a messenger RNA of Dermatophagoides farinae (American house dust mite), 1664 nucleotides long. RefSeq names its product long chain fatty acid elongase 2. NCBI's taxonomy places the organism in Eukaryota, Metazoa, Arthropoda, Arachnida, Sarcoptiformes, Pyroglyphidae. Gene Ontology annotation, cellular component: endoplasmic reticulum membrane. Gene Ontology annotation, molecular function: fatty acid elongase activity. Gene Ontology annotation, biological process: fatty acid elongation, polyunsaturated fatty acid; very long-chain fatty acid biosynthetic process; sphingolipid biosynthetic process. The record is from RefSeq and is a predicted model, not a curated record.
UUUUUUUUUUGUGUGGAGAAAAAUUUUUUUUCUUUGUUCAUCAUCAUCAUCAUCAUUUCCAUCAAAUCAAUCAUAGUUCCUCCAGUCAGCAAGCCAACAAGUCAUUCUAGCAAAUCAAAUCAAAAAUUUAUUUAAUCCACAUCUUUGACCAAUACACGCAUAUAGCACAACAAUCAUAAAAUCAUCAUCAUUGCCAUAGCACAAUAGUUGAACAUUGAAAAAUCUGCAAAAAAUGUCCGUGCUAAAUCGUUUGUUCAACGUGGACGAUGUCCGUUAUCAUUAUUAUUAUCGUGAUAUACCAGCCGGUAAUUAUACGUGGACACAUGAUUUUAGUAAAUUUCCCGGUCUACAAAUACAAUUACCCGGCGAAGCAUUUGUUCAACGUCAUACACGUGAAAUUGUAAUGACAUCCAAUGAUUAUUGGCAUUAUUCUAUUUAUAUAUCAAUCGGUUAUAUUGUCACAAUAUUUACAUUGAAAUUUUUGAUGAAUCAACGUGAAAAAGGUUUUGAUUUGAAACGUGAACUAAUACUUUGGAAUUGGUUUUUGGCCACAUUUUCAUUUAUGGGCGCCGUACGUUGUUUACCGGAAUUCUGGCAUGUUUUAGUCAAUGAUGGUUUUUUUGAUUCAUAUGCUAAAAAUACCUAUGUACAGGAUAUUCGUAUUAAUGCAUGGUAUUGGUUUUUUACAUUAUCGAAAGCACCAGAAUUAAUCGAUACAUUGUUCAUUGUAUUACGUAAACGACGCCUGAUUCAAUUACAUUGGAUUCAUCAUACAUUGACAUUGAUUUAUUCAUGGUUUGUUUUUGGUGAUGUGCCAUCCACUGCACGUUGGAUGGUCAAUAUGAAUCUGGCUGUACAUACAUUGAUGUAUAGUUAUUAUGCAUUGACUGCAAUGGGUCAUCGUUUACCGCGUCAAGUUAAUGUUACAUUGACCACAUUACAGAUUGUUCAGAUGCUUUUUGGUUUCUACAUUCAUAUCGAUUGUUUACGUUUAAAAUUAAUGGGCCAACCAUGUGAUGUCAGUAUGGCUGUAGCGGUCACUGGAUUUUCACUAUACGCAUUGUUUUUCCUGUUGUUUAUGAAUUUCUUCAUCCGUACAUACAUUAUACCAAGUUCGAAAAAAGCUGUCAAAGCUGCAAUGGCCAAUGGAAAUGCCAUACUGAAAGAUUUGAAUAAUAAUAAAAAUGGUAAAGAAGUGAUUAAAAAAUUACAAUAAAAAAUGCCAACAACCAUUACAACACAUCAUCACAUUCAUCAAUCGACCAAUCACUAUUUUUCAUAUAGUGAAUUGAUGAAAACAAAAUCAUUACGAACAACAAACUCAAAAUCAAAUUGAUUAUUUUGUCAUUUACGAAUCCAAAAAGAAAAAUCAUUUUUUGACAUUUUUAAAUUUUUAUUUGUUGUAUCACCAGCCAUCACAUGAUAAUUUGUUUCCUUUUAUUUAAAUUAAUCCUUUCUUUCUUACUUUUUUUUUUUUUUAUUUUAUAUUAACAUCAACACUUCACACAAUCAAUCAGUCAAUCUCAACUACACAAUUCACCCAUUUGAUCUUUGAUUCUUUUAUGAAUCUACAGGCACUAGAGUAUAGUGUAGCCAAUUUUUAUUUUCAUUUUUUGGGCCAUUUUUUCUCGGUUUCCUUUUUUUUCCGUUUUAUUUUUAUUUUU